CGUCAAAUGGGCCUUGGUUGCAGCUACACGCCGCGAAUAAUAAGACGCAGCACCCAACGCUCGACUUGAAUACCUCUCCGCCUCUUUGCGACUCCAAUCAUACAAAUCACAAUGGCUGAUCAGAACGGUGCUGCGUCGAGCGGCUCUCGCUUGAAUCCUUUCUCCCGCCGCGACGAGUUCUCCUCCCGAGAACUUAUCCUCUACCGAUUUACCACGCUCAUCACCUACAUCAUCUUCCUGGUCACCGCCAUCUACUACACCUUCCAGGCCCCCGGCCAAGGCAAGUACGAGCGCCACACGAUAUGGGGCAACAACACGGCUACGCCGUUCGCGCAGAACAGUAUCAUGACCUCCAUCUACUGGAUCGUCAUCCUCCUCCUCCAGCUCGUCUACGCCUACUCUCUCUACUCCAAAGACCCCGUCUACGUCAACGCUGCUGCAAACAUCGGCACGCACUACAUCGCGUCGAAUCUGCUGCUCUUCGGCUUCCUGAACCUCUGGGUGCGCAGCCACUUCUGGCUCGCCGAGCUGCUCAUCGUCAUCAACUUCUUCAAUCUAUCCUUCGCGUACUUCCGGCACUCGACGACACCCCGCCCGAUCCACAUUGGAACCGUCGCGGGGCCCCUGGCCUGGAACUUUGUCGCGCUGUACUGGGUGGGGGCGAAGGCGGUGCAUGCGCACAACCUGCCCGCGAGGAUUGUGGGAAAUAUCUUCAUAUGGGGCAUCCUGGCGUAUGGAUGCUUUUUCCUUGUGGCAUUCAAGGAUUAUAACAUGGGCUUUGCGCUGUCGUAUCUCGCCUUCUCCACCGGCGUCGGCCAGUUCCUUUCCAAGAUCCCGAUCUUCCAGCUACAGUGGAUCUUCGCCUUUACUAUUGGCGCGCUGCUGUUCAUCCUAAGCCUAGGUGUGUCAAGUGGUAAGACGCCACUUGAGGGUGGUGAGGUUGUGUCUGAAGACCGCGAGCGCGCGCCGUUGUUGCGGGAUGGACCGGAUGUGCCUCAGGAAGGCCGUGAUUAGGUGACCCGCGGUGGCGUACCGACAAGGGUCAUGAGAUUGCCGGCGGUCAGGUUGCGGUUGAUCACUGUGGCGAUUUGUUCAGUGUGGAUCACGACAAAGGCGGCGAUGGGUCGAUGAGAUGGUGGGAAAAAAAAAUGGACUUAUGUGGAGUGGCGGAGGGUUCCUGGGUAGCAGUGUCACUGGUCUGAGGUCGUUCUGACUCUGGGUUACCAUAUGGUCUGGCGUUUUUGGUUACGGUUCCUCUCUUACUCCAUCGUCUUGCCUCCUCUUUGCGUUGGCGCGGCACAAAAUGCCUCUGCUUGAGUUUGUAUCGCUCGUCGGCUUGCUGGUUCGCAGCGACAAUACCCGGCGUACGUAUGGUAGUCUAGCAAAUGCUUUCAGCUAGCUGUCUUCCUCUCCCUGCUCUCGCGACGUGAGAGAGAC
Messenger RNA from Paraphaeosphaeria sporulosa, 1437 nucleotides. Its product is annotated as DUF1774-domain-containing protein. NCBI's taxonomy places the organism in Eukaryota, Fungi, Ascomycota, Dothideomycetes, Pleosporales, Didymosphaeriaceae. The record is from RefSeq and is a predicted model, not a curated record. The transcript is spliced from 4 exons. Bases 112 to 1014 code for a protein of 300 amino acids.